UCACAACGGCGACGAGGCCGGAGCGUAACGGUGGCGGUUUCAGCACAAAGCCUGCUUCGUCAAACGCAUCCUAGCCGAAGCGACGGAGAAUGGAGGACGUGCGUAUUGUCCCCGACACAAAGUCGACUUAGUCACGCCGUGGCUAUAGAGGUUGGCCGCGGCGUUCCAAGAUGUGGUUGCCACCGCUGGCGUAAAUGGCUGGCAAACUUGCACUGCAGCUGGGCGUUCUUAACACGGCGCAGCUAAUGGGGAGGGGGUAACGCUUCGCCAUGAGUGUAUAAAAUGAGCGCAUUCGUGGCGUUCCGGAGUCUAUAAACGCUAUAAUGCUUUCGCACUCCCACACUUUAAGCAGUCUUAAGUGUCUUCUACCGCAUUUGUUGAACAAAGCUCUCGCCCCUCCCGCCUCCCCCUGGGAACGAUAUACAUCGUUCUUCCACUCUGACAAUAGAUAGCAUUUUGCUCGAAAAGUCUAUACCCAUCUCGCGCAUGCGCAGCGACACUCUCGCAUGUGGUCCCUUUGUCACUCGAGUUCCCGGCAUGCGUCACCGGCAACCGGCAUUCUUGGCAGCCUACCGCGAGCAGACGACGUCCGCUGCUGCUGGCUGGUUCCGUUGCGUCAUGUUCUUUGACUGUGGCAACUCACUCAUGACGACCGCCCUCGGUCCCUGAACUUACUACCGAUGUCGUCCAUGGACAGACUGACCGAAACGGAGAGCGCUGUCGCUGACUGGACACCUGUGUCUACUUUCCCCGAACGACCACCGACAAACCUGACCGAUUGCGGGACGCCAUCGACGAGUGGCGACAUCGAUUACGGACCAUUUCCGCACCGUGACGUUUUCUGGGCCUCCGCGGACACCCAUUUGGCAGACCGUUGGCAGACCGCCGAGGAAGAGGAGUCUGUUGCUGAGGUGUUGAGCCCUCCGUCACCAUGGACGCACCAGUGUUCUGACAGAAAUGACGCAAGCAAACUCCACGCCACCUGGCUAGGCCCACUCGGGGACCAUCAAGUGGAACCUGAGGGCCCUGUCGCGAGCCCUCCGGACUGCCAGGAUUUGAGAGGAGGACAUGAGGCACAUGACGUCUACGAUUGGUCGUGGUAUGGUACGUCGGAUGAUCCUUUUAACCAAAAACGUGACAACACUUGGUCGGCGACAGGACCAGCUCCUCGCAAGCAACGACGAGAACGGACCACGUUCACGCGGGCCCAGUUGGACGUGCUCGAGGCGCUGUUCAGCAAGACGCGCUACCCGGACAUCUUCAUGCGCGAGGAGGUAGCGCUCAAGAUCAACCUUCCGGAGUCCAGGGUGCAGGUCUGGUUCAAGAACCGGCGGGCCAAGUGCCGCCAGCAGCAGCAACAGCAGCAGAACGGCUCGGCCUCCUCCAAGCCUCGCCCAAAGAAGGCCAAGAGUCCCGCGCCCUCCUCGAGCCCGACGUCGUCGAGUCGCGGCGAGUCCCCGUACAAGCCCUCGGCGCUGGUCGCCGCCUCCCCGCUGGCCAGCGCGGCGGCGUCGCCGCUCCACCAACAGGCCAGCUCCAUCUGGAGUCCCGCGGCCAUCGGGCCUGCCGUGGCUGAGCUCAUGGCCGGAGCCGCGGCCCACCAGCGGUCUCCCUACCACACGGGCACCUCGUCCGCCUCCUCUCACGUCGUCCAGGGACCCGCCGUGUCUGCGAGCCAGGCGGCCCUCUCCGGCGGAGGGCCUCAGCACGGCCCGCCCCACUCGCUCCAGUCGGGAGGUUGCUACGCCCCCGCGGGACACUACGCGUCGCCCUACUACGGCGGCAUGGACUACCUGAGCGGGCCCAUGCACCAGACGCCGCCCCCGCCCCACCCGUCGUCGCUCCAAGGCCCGCACCCGACGUCCCACCACCAGGACCGGCCCGGGUCGCUGAGUACGAGGACGCCGCCUGCGGGCGACUGCCUGGAGUACGGCGUGUCGUCGGCUGGGGACAAAGGAAGCGGCGGUGCCCCCUGGAAGUUCCAAGUUCUCUGAGGGCCAACAAAAAGGAGACAACAAAAAGAAGGAAGCCCGCGGUGCGCGUCGUGCAUGCGUUGUGGGUGCGCGCGCGCGUGUUCCCAUCACGUCUCGCCUGCAGAAUGUGCGCGCCCUCUUGUGAUACGCCCGGGACAAUCGCAUCGCUUCGUCACAUCUCCUGUGUGUGUGUGUGUGUGCGUGUACAUAAGGAACAUUUUGUAGAGGGCGCCACCGUCGACCGUGACGUCGAAGCUUCCGCAUGCGAUGGGCGCGUCUCGUGUGGACCUCGCGUGGCGCGGAAAGUUUGCCGCGAGCAGAAAGGAGCAGGAGGAGAAGUAGGGGAAGAGGGGAAAAAAUGGGAGAUGGGCUCCCGAGCCUUUUUCCCGUGUCUCCUCUGUCAUCUUUUUAUCUCCAUCAGCCACCACUAAAAUACGUCAGCAACCACCAACUAGCAGCGGAAACCAGCUGCGGCCACAACAGCAUCGCGAGCAACAUUGACAUCGGCAUCGGCAAGGCGCCGCGAGGGUUGGCCUGUUUUUUGGAGACAGCCGUGUGUUGUGCGCAAAGCAAGCAAGCGCUUCGUCUUGUGUCGCUACCGAGGACGCUCGACUUCCAGCUAAGCUCUUAUUUAAGCUGUAAAUAAAAAUGGAAAGAAAACACAAAAGAGCGAGUCGGAUGGAAAAUUGUGCUGGACUCGAGUCACUUUGCAGCGGCCAUGCGCGUUGCGUCUGAUGCCGUACUGAUGUGCAUGCGAGUGCCGUUUCCCGGCUUUCCGGGGGCUGCAACGGAAGCACGGAGAUGUAGAAUAACGUGGGCGUGGCUAAAUCAGGAAGCACUUUCUUAUCGCCUGAAACGUUCAGAACGAAGACGCAUACCCUUCAUUACAGACAGGGUUAUAGGGUUCUUGAGGUCGCCCAGCGAAGGGGGUACCCAUUGGUUAACCCUUUAACUGGCAGCUCAGCUAUAUUGUCGACAUUGCAAAAAUGACUGCGAAAGUUAUACAAGGUCAAAUAUUAGAAUGUGCCUGUCAAGUUACAUUAAUUUGUGCCUGCUAAACAGUGGUAAUCGCAAAGAUGUCGACCGCAAGCAGCAGCAGAUGUUUUGGUGACAAAACUCGAAGACUUCGUCGGUAUCGUCUAAGCGGACGUGGUGGCCGUACUAUCGCUAAUGCGAAAUUUUUUUCCUUGAAGGAAGCUUUUUCCUUUUUUUGUCUCCUUUGAUGUGGAUCUCAAGAACUUACAUUUACAUUGCCAAAGCAAGUACCAAACACGAGUUUUGGACCAUACGUUGGCCUCUAAUCAGCUGGUCAACAAUAUUUUUGACACGGUUUAUGUCGCUUAGUCUUCAGAGAAACCCUUUCAUAUGUCAUUUGGUAUGUAUUUGAACAAUAUCAAAAAGAAAUAAAGCAAUAAAAACAUUCUA
This is a messenger RNA of Dermacentor albipictus, 3398 nucleotides long. RefSeq names its product homeobox protein OTX2-like. Gene Ontology annotation, biological process: regulation of transcription by RNA polymerase II. Gene Ontology annotation, cellular component: nucleus. Gene Ontology annotation, molecular function: RNA polymerase II cis-regulatory region sequence-specific DNA binding; DNA-binding transcription factor activity, RNA polymerase II-specific. The record is from RefSeq and is a predicted model, not a curated record. NCBI's taxonomy places the organism in Eukaryota, Metazoa, Arthropoda, Arachnida, Ixodida, Ixodidae.